CAGCCGCCAGUUUAGUCGUUAUCAAGUCGGCAUUCGAAGUGGUUCGAUCGCACCCCCAGGACUGAGAAUUACAGAUACAGAUACUCCUACACUGGAUCCACUCCGUCCACUGAACUAGUCAGGAUCGAAAGUGAAUGAAGUAAAAGAGAAUGUUUACAUAUUGAGCUGCAUUAUCAGAGGGGCCAGAUAACCUCCACCCUGCUGCGUAGACUUGGACUCGGAUCAGAUCAGAUCAGAUCAGACUUCAUAAGGAAGUCAAAGAAAGCGGACCCCAGACGAUCUUCGUGUUUUCGGUGCUGAGGAAUAGAGCAAAGUCCCAAAAUCAAUCCAGCUCCGUUGCCAUGAUUGGAAAAAGGCGCAUUUUGCGAACGAGUGCGUUGGGUGUGCUUUUGGCCACCUGCAGUCUGUUCUCGGUGGUUUACAUGGAACAAAUCGAGCGGUGGGUGAUCGAGUGGUUCAUGGUUCUGGAGCCGGGAACACUAAUCAGCAGUCUGUGGCAAUCCCCCUCAAUGGAUAUCAACGUGGAUCUGUACAUGUUCAAUUGGACAAACUCCGAGGACAUCAACGAUCCCACAGUGAAGCCGAGGUUUCAGGAAGUUGGUCCUUAUCGCUUCACGGAGCGGAUGCAGAAGCUGAAUGUCCAGUGGCACAAUGAGAACUCAACGGUUUCUUAUAUGCGACGCAGUAGAUUUGAUUUCCAACCAGAACUCAGUGUGGGAAAUCCCUCGGAUACCAUUGUCCAACCGAAUUUGCUCCUCGUGGGAUUGUACCAAAAGAUGCUCUUCUGGGGUCCAGUGAUGCGAUCCAUUGUAAUGAUGGCUUUACACAUCGAUGGCAAGGAGCUCACAAUGGUUCGACCCGCAAGGAGUUGGAUGUUCGACGGAUUCGACACGCCCCUCAUCAAACUCAGCAAACUGGUGCCGACUAAUUUAGUUCCGGAGAUGCAAUUCCCCUACGAAAAGAUAGGCUACGCAUAUCCACGCAAUGGCAGCAUGGAGAUCUAUGGUCACCACAAUGUCUACACGGGAAAGGAUGACUUUAAAAAGAUAGGCCAGAUUGCCCGAUGGCGUUACAAUAACUUCACUGAAGCCAGUCCAAGAUGCAAAUUAAAAGGAAGUACCGGGGAGUUCCAUCCAAUACCGCUGGUUAAGGGCAGACCUAUUACCUAUUUUCUACCGGAUCUGUGCCGUGAGCUUCAGAUUGACUAUUCCGGCACCACAAUCUUCGAGGGAGUCGAGGCAUUUGUCUACAAAGGCAGUGCUCGGAACAUGGCAAAUGGAACAGACAACCCGGAGAACAGUUGCUAUUGCCAGGAGAACUGCCAGGAGGUGAGAUCCGGUCUGCUGAACAUAUCCUCCUGUUGGUACGGAGCCCCCGUCUUUGCUUCCCAUCCGCACUUCUACCAAGCGGAUCCCUACUACUUGGAACAGGUGGAGGGCCUGAAGCCUGACAAAGAUCGCCACGAGAUGGUCAUCAUGUUGGAACCCAGAACCGGAAUGGUGCUGGAGAUCAAGGCCCGCAUUAUGGCAAGCUUAUUAGUCGAGCCCAAAACCCAAUCAAUCUACCGUAAGGCACGAAAGACGUUCUUCCCGCUGAUCUGGGCGGAUUAUAAUGUGCGCAUCUCGGCCGACCUAUUGGCUUAUGUAAAGUUAAUACCAAUCCUAGAGUUCGUUGGCAAGAUCUGUGGAAUCUUAGGCGUAGCUCUGGGCUUGGUGAUGAUUUUCUGGUAUCCCCACCAGAUGAUUUGGCAGAAACGCCUGAUGCAGAAGAUCGAGAUUAAUCCAAUGGAUAGUACCAAAGAACCGAUGAAAAACAUUGUUUUGGAGGAUUCCCCGCUCCUGAUAGGAUUGCAGUACAAAGAGGCGGAGGAAAAUCCUCGUUAAACUGCUUCGUUUACUUAGUUUGUACCAUAAGUUAAGUUUGCAGGAUUUUUUCUUGCCUAGUCUAAAGUUUAUGCCAAUAAAUGGUAAAUGGUGUUCAAAUAGUCGAUGCCGGAAAAGUAUCGAAUUUAUAGAUUA
Molecule: messenger RNA, 2018 nt
Organism: Drosophila ficusphila
Lineage: Eukaryota; Metazoa; Arthropoda; Insecta; Diptera; Drosophilidae
Product: protein peste
Exons: 5
Coding region: 342-1883 (513 amino acids)
Cellular component (GO): cytoplasm; membrane
Molecular function (GO): scavenger receptor activity
Source: RefSeq, a predicted model, not a curated record